Molecule: messenger RNA, 861 nt
Organism: Metarhizium brunneum ARSEF 3297
Lineage: Eukaryota; Fungi; Ascomycota; Sordariomycetes; Hypocreales; Clavicipitaceae
Source: RefSeq, a predicted model, not a curated record
AUGCAACUUAGAAGAGCCGCUAGAGUUAUUCUUGUAGGCGCUCCCGGCGUCGGCAAGGGCACCCAGAGCGAACGACUGUUGGGGCGGUUCCCCCAACUCGCGUCCAUCAGCACCGGCGACUUGCUCCGCAGCAAUGUCAAGAACAGGACGCCGCUCGGUAAGCAACGCCCAGCAUGCAAAACAAGCCCAGACACUCCCGUUAACGUCCGCACAGGCAUCAAGGCCGAGAGCACCAUGAAGGCCGGCGGCCUCGUCGCCGACGACCUCAUGCUCCGCCUCAUAUCCAGCGAGCUCCGCAACCGCGGCUGGCUGCAGAGCCACGGACCCCCCGAGGUCAUGACGCUCUCGUCCGAGGCUACCACCACCGCCGAGAUGCAAUCCCGCGACAGCAUGGCAUUCGGGGCCUUCGCCGCCGGCCGCCCCCCCUCGCCCGCGCAGGCCUCCGAGGACCCUGCGGCGUCCUUCAUCCUCGACGGGUACCCCCGCAACGCGGCGCAGGCCGGCAGCCUCGAGGGCAUCGUCCCCAUCAACCUGGCCGUCUCGCUCAAGACCCCCUUCGAGGUCAUCCUCGAGCGCAUCGCCGGCCGCUGGGUCCACGAGCCCUCGGGCCGCGUCUACAACACGAGCUUCAACGCGCCCAGGGUCCCCGGCCGCGACGACAUCACCGGCGACCCCCUGACGCAGCGGCCCGACGACACCGAGCAGGUCUACCGCGCGCGCUUCCAAAAGUUCCAGGAGACCAGCGAGCCCCUGCUCGAGCACUACGCCAGCAAGGGGGUUCUCGUCGAGGUCGAGGGCAUGAGCAGCGACGAGAUCAGCCCCAAGCUCUACCAGGUCUUUGAGCAGCGCUUCGUCAUGUAA